AAAAAUGAUUUUUGACGACGACGAUGAUGAUCCUCAAGAAUACGAGGAGAACGAAGACAUGCAACAUCCAAUGGAACAGGACGACGAAGAUGAUGAACAACAAGAGAUGCAGCAACAUUUGGAUGACGAUGAAGAGGAGGACGAAAUUUCGGCUGAAUUGUGGCAGGAAGCUUGUUGGGUGGUUAUCUCUGCUUACUUUGAUGAGAAAGGCUUAGUACGUCAGCAGUUGGACAGUUUUGACGAAUUCAUUCAAAUGAGCGUUCAACGUAUUGUUGAGGAAGCACCGGCAGUGGAACUUCAAACUGAGUUACAACAUACAACAGGAGAAAUUGAGGCACCAACCAAAUUUACUUUGAAAUUUGGCCAAAUCUAUUUGUCUAAACCUACUCAUUGGGAAAAGGAUGGCGCUCCAACUCCGCUUAUGCCUAACGAGGCUCGUCUUCGCAAUCUGACAUAUUCAUCACCUCUAUAUGUUGAUAUUGUCAAAACAAUUUCAAAAGAAGGAGAAGAGGAUAAUGUUCAGCAUUACAAUAAAGUAUUUAUUGGAAAGAUUCCAAUUAUGUUAAGAUCGAGUUAUUGUGUUCUUUCAAAUUUAACGGACAGAGACUUGACUGAACUCAACGAAUGUCCUCUUGAUCCUGGUGGUUAUUUUGUCAUUAAUGGUAGCGAGAAGGUAUUGAUUGCUCAGGAAAAGAUGGCUACAAAUACGGUUUAUGUUUUUGCCAUGAAAGAUGGAAAAUAUAUGUACAAAACAGAAUGUCGCUCUUAUUUGGAAGGGUCGAGUCGUCCAGCUUCUACACUUUGGGUCAACAUGACAAACAGAGGAGGUAAAUCAGCUAAAACUGCUACUGGCCAGAAAAUUGUUGCAAUAAUUCCAUAUAUUAAACAAGAAAUCAAUGUUAUUAUUCUCUUUCGUGCUCUUGGUUUUGUUUCUGAUCGAGAUAUUUUAGAACACAUUAUUUACGAUUUUGAUGAUCAAGAAAUGAUGGAACUUUUAAAGCCAAGUUUGGAUGAAGCUUUUGUGGUUCAGGAACAACAAGUUGCUUUAAAUUUUAUUGGAACACGAGGAGCUAAACCAGGUGUAACCAAAGAAGCACGUAUUCGCUACGCAAAAGAAAUCCUUCAAAAAGAAAUGCUUCCACACUAUUUCCUCGGUUAUAUGGUACAUCGUCUUUUGUUGGCUGCUUUGGGACGUCGUGAACUUGAUGAUCGUGAUCACAUGGGAAACAAGCGAUUGGAACUUGCUGGUCCUUUGUUGGCAUUUCUCUUUCGUGCUCUUUUUAGAAAUUUGCUUAAAGAAGUUCGUCUGGUUGCUCAAAAAUAUAUCAACAAAAAUGGAGAUUUCAAUUUGGAUGUCUGUGUUCGACCAACAAUAAUUACUCGAGGCCUUGCUUAUUCACUUGCAACUGGAAAUUGGGGCGAACAGAAGAAAGCACAUCAAACACGGGCUGGUGUUAGUCAAGUCCUCAAUCGUCUUACAUAUACAGCUACACUUUCACAUUUACGUCGUUGCAAUUCGCCAAUUGGCCGGGAAGGAAAGUUGGCAAAACCCCGUCAAUUACACAAUACUCAAUGGGGAAUGGUUUGCCCUGCAGAAACACCUGAAGGUCAAGCUGUCGGUUUGGUAAAGAAUUUGGCUUUGAUGGCUUAUAUUUCUGUUGGAUCGCAGCCUGAACCAAUUUUGGAAUUUCUUGAAGAAUGGAGUAUGGAGAAUUUGGAAGGUUAUCUUUUCUUAUUUUGCGAAAUUAAAAUAUUGUUGUUCAUGCUCGUUUAUGUAGACCUGGGAUGUUAUGGGUUAAGGCACAUUUUUCCUGUCCCACUGCAUAACCAAAUUUACACACAAAUUUACACUACAAAAAUCUUCGUCAAUGGUUCAUGGGUUGGUAUCCAUCGAAAUCCAGAUCAAUUAAUGGCUACACUUUUAAAACUUCGUCGUCAAAUGGAUAUUAUUGUCAGUGAAGUCAGCAUGGUUCGAGAUAUUCGUGAUCGAGAAAUUCGAAUCAACACUGAUCAGGGACGAAUUUGCCGACCUCUUUUAAUUGUGGAGAGUGGAAAAUUAAAGUUGAAGAGACGACAUAUUGAAUUAUUAAAAGAACGUGGAACUGGUGAACAACAAUUUUCUUGGUCUGAUUUGGUUGCUGGUGGAGUUGUUGAACUUAUUGAUGCUAUGGAAGAAGAGACUAUAAUGGUUGCAAUGGUCCCAGAAGACUUGAAAGCUGGUGGUUAUUGUGACACUUACACUCAUUGUGAAAUUCAUCCGGCAAUGAUUUUGGGUGUUUGUGCUUCAAUUAUACCAUUUCCUGACCAUAAUCAAAGUCCAAGAAACACUUACCAAAGUGCUAUGGGAAAACAAGCGAUGGGCGUUUAUACAACAAAUUUCCACGUUCGAAUGGAUACGCUUGCACAUGUUCUCUAUUAUCCACAAAAACCGUUGGUAACAACUCGUUCAAUGGAAUAUUUACGUUUUAAUGAGCUUCCAGCAGGAAUUAAUGCGAUUGUUGCAAUUCUUUCAUAUGGUGGAUACAAUCAAGAAGACUCGGUUAUUAUGAAUCAAUCAGGAAUUGAUCGUGGCCUUUUCCGUUCUGUUUUCUACCGGUCUUAUAGAGACCAAGAAUCGAAUAUUGACAAUGUUAAUGAAGAAUUGAUUGAAAAACCAACACACGACAAGUGUAAAGGAAUGCGUCACGCUCUCUAUGACAAAUUAGAUGAUGAUGGAAUUAGUUCGCCAGGCACCCGUGUUUCAGGAGAUGAUGUUAUUAUUGGCAAAACAAUUGCAAUAAAUGAAAACGAAAAUGAACUGGAAGCUACUGCUUCUCGUUAUCAAAAACGUGAUUCUUCUACAUUUUUGCGAAGCAGUGAAACUGGAAUUGUUGAUCAAGUUAUGUUAACAGUAAAUGCAGAUGGAAACAAAUUCGUUAAAAUUCGUGUUCGUUCAAUUCGUUUACCUCAAAUCGGAGAUAAAUUUGCUUCGCGUCACGGUCAAAAGGGAACAAUGGGAAUGAUGUAUAGAGAGGAAGAUAUGCCAUUUACUCGUGAAGGUCUUGUUCCAGACAUUAUAAUUAAUCCACACGCUGUUCCAUCACGUAUGACUAUUGGACACCUUAUAGAAUGUCUUCAAGGAAAGUUAUCAGCAAAUAAAGGAGAAAUUGGCGAUGCAACACCCUUUAAUGACACAGUCAACGUACAAAAAAUUUCAGCAUUAUUAGCUGAAUAUGGUUAUCAUUUGCGUGGAAAUGAAAUUAUGUACAAUGGGUUUACUGGACAAAAAUUAACCACACAGGUAUUUAUUGGCCCAACAUAUUAUCAACGUUUAAAACAUAUGGUGGAUGACAAAAUUCAUUCUAGAGCAAGAGGACCAAUUCAAGGAAUGAAUCGUCAGCCGAUGGAGGGAAGAGCUAGGGAUGGAGGUCUUCGUUUUGGCGAAAUGGAAAGGGAUUGUCAAAUCUCCCACGGUUGUGCUCAAUUUCUUCGUGAACGUCUUUUUGAAGUUUCUGAUCCAUACCUUAUUUAUGUUUGUAAUCAAUGUGGAUUAAUUGUUAUUGCAAAUCAACGGACUAAUACAUUUGAAUGCAAGGCUUGUCGUAACAAAACUCAAGUUUCUGCUGUCCGUAUUCCAUAUGCAUUUAAGUUGCUUCUUCAAGAGCUUAUGUCAAUGUCAAUUGCGCCGAGAAUGUGUAUUAAAUAG
Meloidogyne enterolobii is the source of this 3685-nucleotide messenger RNA. Lineage: Eukaryota; Metazoa; Nematoda; Chromadorea; Rhabditida; Meloidogynidae. The record is from the annotation of a GenBank genome assembly.